UUCUAGUUCCGGUUGAGGAAGUCAACGCUGCUCACGCUCCUCCUGUCUUCUCGGCAGCCGCUGGUUGGCUUACGCCAGCGCGCGUUCCUCUCACUGUUGGCGUGAAGGGAGGAGGAGGAAUAGGAAGAUCCGCUGCCACCACCGCUGCUAGGUUGCCGGCUUCGGCUGGAGUCCUUGCUUUGGUUCCUAAGGCUGCGCCCGCCCGACUUCCUUUCUCCCCCCCCCCCGUUUCAUCUUCCACCUAGUUCGUGCGGUUGCUUGAGCGCUCGCCUCACUCCACCUUCUCUCCUCCUCUCCCCCCUUCUCCUUUCCCUUUCCUCCCCCCCCGCCCUUUGCCCUUGUUGCCUUCGCCAUGUCCACCCGCUCGUGCCGGGAGAAGGCGCAGAAGCAGAACGACCAACAUCAGGUCAUCCUGGCCAAGCUCCUGCGGGAGGAGGACAACAAGUACUGCGCUGACUGUGAGGCCAAGGGUCCACGAUGGGCUUCCUGGAACACGGGUGUAUUUAUUUGUAUCAGGUGUGCUGGAAUACAUCGAAACCUGGGAGUUCAUAUAUCAAGGGUAAAGUCUGUCAACUUGGACCAAUGGACACCAGAACAAAUACAGUGCAUGCAGGAGAUGGGAAAUACCAAGGCAAGGUUACUUUAUGAAGCUAAUCUACCAGAGAACUUUCGAAGACCUCAAACAGAUCAAGCCGUGGAAUUUUUCAUCAGGGAUAAAUAUGAGAAGAAGAAAUACUAUGACAAAAAUGCUGCUAAUGUCACCAGUAUGUGUUCCUCUGAUACUGCUCAACCUUUGGCAUCUUCUCCUCUGCAAGCUGCUUCUGAGAAAAGCAAAAUAGAGAAGGACAAAGAAAAAAGGAAGGAAGAGAAAAAGAAAGACAGAGAGCCAGAAAAACCUUUGAAAUGCUUAGAAGUUGAAAAACCUCCAAAGAAAGAAGAUCAGCAACUGGAACUUAAAGCAAGCCCUAAAAAGGUUCCAGAAUCCACUGUUGAUCUCUUGGGACUUGAUGGUCCUGCUGAUUCCUCUGUUACAAAUGGAAGCAUCACCACUCCUGCCACGGUGUUGAAUGAUGACCUAGAUAUAUUUGGCCCAAUGAUCUCUAAUCCAUUGCCAGCCACUUCUAUACCUCCUUCUCAGACUGCUUCCACUAAUUCUGCAGCUGCCACCUUAUCUACUGCAUCUGGAGAUCUUGAUCUGUUCACUGAACAAACAAAAUCAGAAGAGUCAGCAAAGAAACAGCUCUCCAAAGACUCUAUCUUGUCACUGUAUGGCACAGGUACUAUGCCGCAGCAAAAUGCUCCAGGUGUAUUCAUGGGACCACAACCUAUUCCCUUUACUGCACAGCCAUCGGCUCAUUUUCAAGGUUUUCCAGCCAUGGGAGUGCCGAUGCCUGCAACCCCUGCAAUGAUAGGAAACAUGAUGGGACAGUCGGUACCUGUGUUAGGACAGAAUGCAGGCAUGAUGGUGGGCAUGGGAAUGCCUAAUGGCUUUUCUGUCGCUACACAAACUGCUGGUUUGGGACUUCCCCAAAAUGUUGUUGGCCCCCAAGGAACAAUGGUGAGACAGAUAGCCCCACCACAGAAAUAUGGUAUGCAACAAAAUCAACAAACUCCAUGGAACCUUUCUCAGAUGAAUCAGCAAAUGGCUGGAAUGAAUCUGAGUAGUUCCAGCAAUAUGAUGGGCUUUGGCCAGCCCCCAAAUACAGUGGCAGGAUGGACUGGAAGUUCCUCGGGCCAGACUCUCAGCACACAACUCUGGAAAUGAAAAUUGCAAUAGAAGUUUCAUCUAGUUCAGACAUUCCAUGCUCAACUGCAUCUAGUUUCCUGGUCUGUCUACAUACAUUUCCCCCCUCUCCAAUAUCACUGUCGUUCAUAUCAAGACGUAAUCUUAACUGACCGUGUUGUGGUCUGUAUUGACUUAAACUUUGAUGUAGUGAAAAGCAGGUUGAGAACACCUAUCAUCGGCAGCUUUUUCAUUCCACACUACAUUUGAUUUCAUGAAUCAUACCUUUCAAAACAGCUGUGUGACCAACUACAUACUCAAAUAAUUUUAUCAGUUAUAGAACAAAUGUUUGCAUAUAAGAGAAGCAGAUAUCAUGUUAGUACUAUCUCUAAUAUGUAAAUCCCACUCACAAAUUAUCCAGUAAUCCUGUAGAAGGUACUGUAUGAACAAAUGUUAAUCAUAUAAAUAAGAGUGUACAUGUAUCACUGAACAUUUUUCCUUGUGUAACAAUGAUUUUGUUCCAUUAUUCAUGUCAUUGUGAUAUUUCUAUGAUGUGCUGAACAGGGAAGUUGGUUAGUGAAAGAGAUAUAAACCUGGAUGUCACUGUGGCUUCAUCCAUUUUCUUAACUAUUAGAGCUUCCUGUGUCAAAGUGUGCAAAUUUGGCUACAAAGAUAUGUACAGAGGGCUAAUCUGAAGUAUAUUGCACAGCAUACAUGCAGGGUAACUCACUCAAUUGUACAUUUAAUUUUGUCUUUACAUCUGUAUCCAGGUUUAUGCCAGUAAUUGUGUUUACAUUUUAUGGGUGCCUCACAUCGAUAAGCUGUUGCUUCCCUCUAUUAAAGAAAUCCAUAAACAUCA
Messenger RNA from Rhineura floridana, 2582 nucleotides. It is a transcript of the gene SMAP1, whose product is annotated as small ArfGAP 1. The record is from RefSeq and is a predicted model, not a curated record. The coding region runs from base 353 to 1765 and encodes 470 amino acids. NCBI's taxonomy places the organism in Eukaryota, Metazoa, Chordata, Lepidosauria, Squamata, Rhineuridae. The transcript has 11 exons. Gene Ontology annotation, molecular function: metal ion binding; GTPase activator activity. Gene Ontology annotation, biological process: regulation of clathrin-dependent endocytosis.